AUGGGACAAAGUCGUCGACAGUCGUCUCUGGUCAAGUCUAUUUCAAAAGGCGUGAGUCGUGAUCCCGACCGCUUUAAAAAGACAUGCUGGGGCCAGCUUGUGGCUUUUUUCACGAUCAACGGGAUAAAGCUCAUUCGAUAUGAGCCGAAAUUAUUCAAUACCCUCCGCCAUGAGGCAUGGGAGCUCAAUGAAGAUGACUAUCAAGCCAGUUUCCGCCCUACCAACGGCCAGCCGCCGUUGAAAGCGAUGGGGGAUCUGGGUUACUCCGGCUCGAGUCUUCCUCGGCGAUUUGAAUAUUCGUUCUUCGAAGCAGAUUUUCUGGAGCCCUAUCAGAAGCAUAUGUGCGAGCAUCCAGAUUCGGUGCUUGUUUGGAUUACGGAUUAUAUCCUGUCUCCUUAUGUGACCAUGGGGACGCUUUUUGGUCUCACUCCAGGGCACCACAUUGUCAUGGAAAACAUUCUUCGUGGUCGAGAGGAUGACCCGCGCAGAGAUGAGUGGGAAACGUACGAUCUCAAGCCAAUCGACUAUUUCUACCCAGAGCGUGAUCUCUUUCCAGAGAGCCUUGUCAGCGAAGAGACGAUCAGCAAGUUGGCCGACAGUUUCAAUGAUAAGUUGCAUCUCACGCGCGAGGAUCAUGAUAAAUUCUGGAAGGCGAUACAAACAGACACUCAGUUUCUGAAGGACACCAAUGCCGUCGAUUAUUCACUCUUCUUGGUUCGAAUUCCGGCGUCUUCCAGUCCUGUGGCCCUAGGCAGGCAGAGCGCUUGGCAUGCUGGUCUCCCAUCCGCUGACGGCAAGUGGAAAUACCACGCUGUGGUGCUGGACUUUUUCUGGGCCCGUCAUAAGCUCCAUGCCCAAGCCAUGUCUGGUGUGGUGCAGACAUUCAACGUCAUCGGGCGCAAAGGGCCUAUGUCCAUAACGACUACUGCAGAUGAAUAUCGGCAAAAUUUUCUUUCGAUGGUUAAGGGCAUGAUUGUGGUGGAUUAG
Penicillium chermesinum is the source of this 987-nucleotide messenger RNA. RefSeq lists its product as uncharacterized. Gene Ontology annotation, biological process: phosphatidylinositol metabolic process. The coding region runs from base 1 to 987 and encodes 328 amino acids. The record is from RefSeq and is a predicted model, not a curated record. Lineage: Eukaryota; Fungi; Ascomycota; Eurotiomycetes; Eurotiales; Aspergillaceae. Gene Ontology annotation, molecular function: phosphatidylinositol kinase activity. The transcript is spliced from 2 exons.